This is a messenger RNA of Punica granatum (pomegranate), 1416 nucleotides long. NCBI's taxonomy places the organism in Eukaryota, Viridiplantae, Streptophyta, Magnoliopsida, Myrtales, Lythraceae. The record is from RefSeq and is a predicted model, not a curated record.
CUCCCUUCGCUUCUCCAACGCAUUACCGUAUCAAGCAACAAAGCACGUAUACGUACACUACGUUCAUUCUCUCUUAAUCUCGAGCAGAUAUAUCGAGUGUUCUUUCUUCCUUCUUUCCUUCCUUUCCCGGAACUCGUAACAACAUCCGAUCACUAAUGGCGAAGUCACCCGAGAAUGAGCAUCCCGUCAAGGCCUUCGGCUAUGCUGCCAAGGACACCUCCGGCCAUCUCGCUCCUUUCAAUUUCUCCCGGAGGGCAACGGGAGAGAAGGAUGUUACCUUCAAGGUGCUGUAUUGUGGGAUAUGUCACUCCGAUCUUCACAGUAUUAGAAACGAAUGGGGAGACGCCAUGUAUCCUCAGGUGCCUGGGCAUGAGAUCGUGGGAGUGGUGACAGAAGUGGGCUCCAAGGUUACCAAGUUUAAGGUUGGUGACAAGGUUGGUGUUGGCACCUUGGUCGGGUCAUGCGGGUCCUGCGAUAGCUGUAAGGAUGAUUUCGAAAACUACUGCCUUCAAUUCAUCCCUACCUACAAUAGCAUAUACCAUGAUGGCACCAUGAACUACGGUGGCUACUCCGACAUCAUGGUGGCGGAUGAGCACUUCGUGGUGGGUAUUCCUGACAAUCUGCCGCUCGAUGCUGUGGCUCCACUCCUAUGUGCUGGGACCACCGUCUACAGUCCAAUGAAGUACUAUGGACUUAAUAAGCCAGGGCUUCAUAUCGCUGUGGUUGGGCUCGGUGGAUUGGGCCACAUCGCCGUCAAGUUCGCCAAGGCCAUGGGCAUGAAGGUGACUGUCAUCGAUGUCGACCCAGCUAAAAAGCAGGAGGCCGUUGAGCGCCUCGGGGCCGACGAUUUCUUCCUUAGUCAAGACCAGGAACAAAUGCAGGCUAGAGUAGCAACAAUGGACGGUAUCAUUGAUGCAGUCCCGGUAGUUCAUCCUCUCCAGCCUUUGCUUCUUCUGCUGAAGACGCAGGGCAAGCUAGUUUUGGUCGGUAUUCCAGACAAGCCACUCGAGUUACCGGCCUUCCCGUUGCUCAAAGGUCGCAAACUUGUCGGUGGCAGUUUAAUGGGUGGGCUGACUGAGGUUCAGGAGAUGAUAAAUUUCGCCUCCAAGCACAACAUCACGGCGGACAUCGAACUGGUUAAGAUGGACUAUGUAAACACCGCCUUGAAGAGACUCGAAAAGGCGGAUGUCAGAUACCGGUUCGUCAUUGACAUCGGGAAUUCAUUGAAGCCUGCCGCCUAGGAUUAUCUAUCGGUUUACCUUUGUUUCACAUUCGCUUGUCCUAUGACACUUAUUAAAUUCUCCGUGUCGUUUUUACAUUCGCUUGUUCUUUCAAAUUUUCUGAAAUAAGACCACUUGUUAAUUUCUAUAAUAUUGAGUGAAUGUACUUAGUAUGUUCAGAUACUUCUUUUGAACU